CGGUGCAGGGAUGCCAUAAAGACAGAGAGAUGUGAGGCCCGGGUGCCCAUGCCGUCUGCCUGUGCAGGGGAAAGCGAGCGCCCUGGGGUAGCUGCGGGGCGCUGGCAGGGCUGUCGGUGGGCCGGGGCGGUUUCUCCCCGGCACGGCGCGGUGCGGUGUGGCAGCCCCGGGGUAGGUUAGCUGAUCUCCGAGGGCUGACAUUUAUAAACAUCAGCCGCUCCCGGGGAAUCGAUCGAGUUUAAUAACCGGCGGGCGGAGACGGCAGGCACAGCCCAGCCACGCUCUGCGGCUCCCCGAAUGUUAGGCUAAAUCCUACGCCCUGCCUCGAUUGCGUUAACCGCACGGCAGAGGCCACGGGAGAUCUGCUCCACCGAAGGCCAUCGGGCUGGGAAAUGGGACUGGCAGCGUGAUGGAAGAUGAACCGCCCCAUCCAGGUGAAGCCAGCUGACAGCGAGGGCCGAGGUGAAGACAGGAAGCUCUUUGUGGGCAUGCUGGGGAAGCAGCAGAGCGAGGAUGACGUCCGGCGCCUCUUCGAGCCUUUCGGCCAGAUCGAGGAGUGCACCAUCCUCCGUGGGCCCGACGGCGCCAGCAAAGGUUGUGCCUUUGUGAAAUACGGCAGCCACGCCGAGGCCCAGGCUGCCAUCAACAGCCUGCACGGCAGCCAAACCAUGCCGGGCGCCUCGUCCAGCCUGGUGGUGAAGUUUGCGGACACGGACAAGGAGCGGACCCUGCGGCGGAUGCAUCAGAUGGCAGGGCAGCUGGGCAUCUUCAACCCCAUGACCAUCCAGUUCGGCGCCUACGGGGCAUACACGCAAGCGAUCAUGCAGCAGCAGGCAGCCCUGAUGGCAGCCGCGCAGGGGACCUGCCUGAACCCCAUGGCCGCCAUCGCCGCCGCCCAGAUGCAGCAGAUGGCCGCCUUCAACGUCAGCGGGCUGGUGGCCGCCCCGCUCACCCCCUCUUCAGGUACCAGCACCCCGCCCGGGAUCAGCACCGCGCCCGUGCCCAGCAUCGCCACACCCAUCGGGGUCAACGGCUUCAGCCCGCUGCCGCCGCAGACCAACGGGCAGCCUGCCUCCGACACCAUCUACACCAACGGCAUCCACCCCUACCCAGCUCAAAGCCCCACGGUGGCAGAUCCCCUCCAGCAGGCCUACGCAGGCAUGCAGCACUAUGCAGCAGCAUACCCCACCGCCUACGCGCCCAUCAGCCAAGCCUUCCCCCAGCAAGCGCCCCUCAUCCCGCAGCAGCAGCGAGAAGGUGAGGCCUUCCGGGGGGCUCCUCGCCGGCCCCCUCCCCCGCCGGAGACCCCCCGCCUGCUGGCUGACCUGUGGCUGUCCUUUGUGUCCCCCCCGCCAGGUCCCGAGGGCUGUAACCUGUUUAUUUAUCACCUGCCCCAGGAGUUCGGGGACGCGGAGCUCACGCAGAUGUUCUUGCCUUUCGGCAACGUCAUCUCUGCCAAAGUCUUUGUGGACCGUGCCACCAACCAGAGCAAAUGCUUUGGUUUCGUCAGCUUCGACAAUCCGACCAGCGCUCAGGCAGCCAUUCAGGCCAUGAACGGCUUCCAGAUCGGCAUGAAGAGGCUAAAAGUGCAGCUAAAGCGGCCGAAAGAUGCCAACAGACCCUACUGACCCCUGCUCACCCUGGUCCUAAGGACAGGUCGGGCGUCCCGCGGUGUCUGACGACUUUCCCCUUCCCCACGUGCAGUAUCCAAACCUGUAACUCUCUUUCUUUGCAACACAUCCCGGAGGAGGAGGAAGAGGAGGAGGUGACGGAGAAGGCAGCGAAGAGGAGAAACCAUUCUGGUUGUAGCUUUUCUGUUUUGAUUUCUUUUCCCAAACCGGUCUUGUUUGCGACUUAACGGGAACGAGUGAGCGAGGAGGAGGAGAAGGAGGAGGAGAAGGAGGAGGAGGAGAAGGAGGAGGAGAAGGAGGAGAAGGAGGAGGAGAAGGAGGAGGAGGAGGAGAAGGAGGAGAAGGAGGAGGAGGAAGGAAGAGAACGAUGCCACUCCGGGGCUGCCACUCGCCGCCGGCCGCUCGCCGGGACUCAGCCGCAGCCCUCCCCAGGAGGAAGAAGGACGGCCCCGGGCGGCAGAGGCCAAGCAUCUGCCCUGGCUUCUGGUUGGUUUCUUUUUUCCCCCCAGUUGUUGUUUUUAAAGCACUCAUUUUGCUGCUACCGAUUUCCCAGGAGAAAAAAAAACAGAACAAAGAGAGGCUCCAAACGGAUUCUUUAAACCAAAGCCGGUGGGACGGGACCAGCCUCGGGCGCUUCACCUGGAGGAGAGGAGCAGGAGGAGGAGCAGGAGGAUGCUUGGUUGGAAAAAAGAGAAAAGGGCAAAGAUUUGCUUUUUUUUUUUGGGGGGAGGGAGGGGUUGUUGGUUUUUUGUUGUUGUUGAGGGGGGGGGAGGGGAUUUGGUUGUUUGGUUUGGGUUUUUUUUUCCCCCCCACUCACGGUUGGGAAGAAAAAAGAAAGAAAAAGAAAAGAAAGAAAGAAGGAAAAGAAAGAAAAGAAAGAAAGAAGGAAAAGAAAGAAAAGAAAGAAAGAAGGAGAAGGAAAGAAAGCAAAAAAAAAAAGGAAAGAAAAAAACAAAGCAAACGCAAAACAAAAGCAAAACAACGAAAAGAAAGGAAACGAAAGAAAAAAGCCAAACAAACAAACAAAAAAAAACCACACACACAAAACAAACAAAAAAUGAAAGCGAGGAAGGA
This is a messenger RNA of Pogoniulus pusillus (Red-fronted tinkerbird), 2705 nucleotides long. RefSeq names its product CUGBP Elav-like family member 6 (gene CELF6). Gene Ontology annotation, cellular component: nucleus; cytoplasm; ribonucleoprotein complex. Gene Ontology annotation, molecular function: mRNA binding. Bases 417 to 1628 code for a protein of 403 amino acids. The record is from RefSeq and is a predicted model, not a curated record. Lineage: Eukaryota; Metazoa; Chordata; Aves; Piciformes; Lybiidae. Gene Ontology annotation, biological process: regulation of alternative mRNA splicing, via spliceosome; mRNA splice site recognition. The transcript has 11 exons.